This is a messenger RNA of Chaetomium strumarium, 2286 nucleotides long. RefSeq lists its product as uncharacterized. NCBI's taxonomy places the organism in Eukaryota, Fungi, Ascomycota, Sordariomycetes, Sordariales, Chaetomiaceae. Bases 1 to 2286 code for a protein of 761 amino acids. The record is from RefSeq and is a predicted model, not a curated record. The transcript has a single exon.
AUGUCACACCCAGGAGAUAGUAGCAAGAGGGGUAUCCACGUUUGCCGGGACACUAAGGUCACAUUUGAAGAUGACAAUGGGCCGAAGGAUUAUCGGCAAAUGCUACCAAGCACAGCCAUCAGCAGCUCACAGCCACCCCCGGGCAGCCGUUCCAAGUCCGCCCUAAGGCACAGGUCAAGGAAACCGGAUGAGAGGGGUACGACAAAAGAAUUGGCCGACUUCAUCCGCAAUACCACGCCGCCGCCUUCGAAUUUCAUGUCCACACCGAGCCCUUCCGAGGAGGAGCAUGGAAAGAAGAGCAGAAGGCUUCCUUUGUGGCCGUUCCGGAAGAAGACCGAGAAGGAAGAGAAGAAACGAUUCAUCAAGCUGCCAGACUCAGCAGUUGCCGGGAUGACUAUUGGAGGUCAUCGCCACAUCGCGAUAUCGAUUCCGGUCGAGUAUGCACAUCUGCAGCCUGUAACCUGCAAACGCCCGGUCUCUUCAGCAGAGCGACCGGACGACUCCGCCCGGCCCAAGGAACAAACGGGGGCGCCUCCCUUUACGCCGGGCGGCGAUGAUUCGCUUUCUCUGCCCGGCCCUUCCAACAAUAGCCCUACAGAGGGGAGGCGGCGGGGAGAAGCCGGGAAAGCGCCGGAAUGUCGAACAGUAGACACGGCUCUCACUCUUCGUCCCGCCGCGACACCGUUUCAAAAAGGCCCUGCCGAUACCACUGUGGCCACGACAGAUACUUCGUCUAAUAGAGAACAACGCCACCGUCGUGAAUCCAUUGUCCGGUCCCGCUCUCCCAACACUGAAAGCCUACCUGGGACGUCGACUAGGCGGCCGAUGUACCGAGAUACACUCCAAAAACGACCAUCCACCCCCGAGAGUGAUUGCACCGACAGCAGCGAGCUCAUAUAUUCUGAUGCCGCAACGGUCCGCAUCCCUACUCCUCAAGUGAUGGCGGACUUGCGGAACAGUUCACAAUCACGGGGCUCCGACACAGGCACGGCGAGCUUCCACACCCCUGAACUUGGCUAUCUGCCCCUGACAAUCUCUAGUCGGGAGACAAUGAACGCAUGGGACUGGAACAGGGAAGAUUCACCAGUGUUCGACAGAAGCAGACCGCAAAGGCACAGCACGGAUGAGCUCGCAUCACCGCACAGUGCCUUCCACGCCCAAGAUUUCCGGCGUCAUACACUUUCAGCCUUGGCCUCACUGGAGUCCCCUUUCGGAGAACCAGGGAGCCCACAAAGCCUUUAUGUCACCCCCCUUUCAGUCAUGGCAGACUCCCAACCGUCAUCAUUGGGCCAAUCGGCUUUCCCACACAAUAGUACCAUUACCUCGGAGGUCUUAGCCGCCCACAAUAGACGCUCAUACCGUCCACCAACCCGCGGCAAAUGGCCCGCUCAACGCAUCAGUGGCAUCCCGAACAUGAGGGACAAAAACCUCUCUUCAGCACCCUGUUUCUCAGCCUCCGAAUCCUCCUUGGCGCGCCCAGCGCUCACCCACCGCGCCUCCGCGGAGAGCAUCAUCACAAACCCUUAUUCCACCCCUGCCCCCCGUCCGGCGGCACGUCCUACUGCCUGUGUUCAUCAAGAGCUCGUCAACCGCUACGAAGACCCUCGCCAACCCCCCGACCGCGAACUCAGCGCCCUCGCCGAGCGGCUCGAGCGCCUGGAACACGCCAACGAGCGCCUGCUGAGCACACUCGUGCCCUUGUUCGAGCGUAUUGCCGACCACAUGGUCUUCAGCGGCCGACCGUCGAGCUCGCGUGCGAAGAGGAGGUACAGUCACUACAGCUACCCAAGCCGGAGCGAUGUUUCGACUCAUGAUAGGAUGAGGAGGAGGAGAAGAAGCAGGAAACUUCCCGAAAGGCUGGAGAGUGUGGAUAGCUUCGACUUUGAUGGCUUAGACUUGGACCGGCCGAGGGUGCCGCAUCUGCGACCUCAGGACGGCUCUCGUAGAAACGGGCGUGCGAGGCGGGGCGGCGCUCAGGGGGCGGGAGAGAUCGGCUAUGGUACAGAGGACGGGGAUGGCAUUCACAACCUGAGCUGGUUGCGGAGCGACUCGGGCCUUGAUUCAAGGGAAACGCUGUCGUCUUACGGUGGCAGAAGGGAAUUCGGGCAAUUCGGGGAAUUCGGGGUUCCUGAUAGUCUGUUUCCGGAGAGUGUGGCGGACGAUGGUAGUUGGAGGAGGCCUUCGACGCGGAAGCCGCGGCCGCAGGAUGCUUUAGGGGAGAAUCCCGCCGGGCUGGGCUCUCUUGAGUCGGUGAUGAGGGAAGUGAUUAGGGGUGCCUACACCUAA